This is a messenger RNA of Penicillium roqueforti, 381 nucleotides long. RefSeq lists its product as uncharacterized. The record is from RefSeq and is a predicted model, not a curated record. The coding region runs from base 1 to 381 and encodes 126 amino acids. The transcript has a single exon. NCBI's taxonomy places the organism in Eukaryota, Fungi, Ascomycota, Eurotiomycetes, Eurotiales, Aspergillaceae.
AUGUCUACUCCAAAGUUGCCUGGCCAAGGGCUCGGUGACCCAGUUCUGCUGGACAAGAUUGACCGGCUCCUAGCCUACAACCUUGGUGAAUACGUCAACUUGCCCCAGCUUGUUGUUGCGGGAGACCAAUCCAGUGGAAAAAGCUCCGUUCUUAAGGGGCUUACCAAGUUGCCGUUCCCCAGGGAUAGUGGACUUUGCACUCAGUUUGCUACUCACAUCAUCUUCCGACGGAUCAAAGCGGACAAAAAGAGGACUGUCACUGCCUCUAUCGUUCCAGCACCCGACACAGACCCAGAGCACGCUUCUCGCUUGGCAGCAUGGCAAGGAGCCAAUAUGGAAUCACUCGACCCCAAUCUUUCGCUGAAACCAUGGAAGAGGUAA